CUGGAGACUUGGGCGGGGAAUAACCUGAUGAAAUUUGACAAGGGCAAGUGUAGAGUCCUGCACCUGGGCAGGAACAACCCCAGGUUCCAGUAUAGGUUGGGAAAUUACAUAUUAGAGAGCAGUGUAGGGGAAAGGGACCUGGGGGUCCUGGUGGACAGCAGGGUGACCAUGAGCCAGCACUGGCCCUUGUGGCCAGGAAGGCCAAUGGUACCUGGGGUGUAUUAGAAGGGGGGUGGCUAGUAGAUCGAGAGAGGUUCUCCUUCCCCUCUGCUCCGCCCUGGUGAGACCACAUCUGGAAUAUUGUGUCCAGUUGUGGCCCCUCAGUUCCAGAAGGACAGGGAACUGCUGGAGAGGGUCCAGCGUAGGGCAACAAAGAUGAUUAAGGGAGUGGAGCACCUCCCUUAUGAAGAAAGGCUGAGGGAGCUGGGUCUCUUUAGUUUGGAGAAGAGGAGACUAAGGGGGGACCUCAUUAAUGUUUAUAAAUAUAUAAAGGGUGAGUGCCAUGAGGAUGGAGCCAGGCUCUUCUCGGGGGCAAACAAUGAUAGGACAAAGGGUAAUGGGAGCCGGAGGAGGGGAUUGCUUUGGGGGCUUCAUCAGGGGUCUGGGACAUGCAGAGGCAGGGGGCCCAGCGGCUGUGUGCCCCCAAUCCAGGGUGCCCCCAUAGCCAUGACCUGGGUGCCGACAGCUGCCUCUGGCCAUUGAUUUCUUCGUUAUUUGCGUCCCCUUCGCUCUCCCGCCCCGCUGCAGCGAUGCUGGUGGGAGGGGGCGUUAAGAAACCCCCCCCACCCAGCACCCACCCCUGUGCUGCUGCUCCUUCUCUCUAGAUUUAUAUAUAUUAAAUAUAUAUUUUUAAAAAAUGAGGGGAGAAAAGACCAUCUAGAGGCUCUCAAGGGCCAGUGCCCUCCCCAGCAGUGUGUGCCCCCCACCCUAGAAAUAAUACCUAGAAAAUUGUUCCAGUGCGAUUCUCAGGGGAGCCCCCGCUCCCAACACCCUGGCCCGGGACCCCCCUGACCCCCCCACCUCCGCCAACCCAGUCUGGUCUCUGGCUGUCCAUGGUGGCCGUGGCUUUCUGGGGGGCAGGGGGUGGUGGAGGCCGUGGGCGGUGGGUGAGGAGGGGGCAGCCAGGCGGGCUGGGGGUUGUGGGUGAGGAAGCCCAGUAGGGACUGAAGCUCCCGGGGGCACAGGCCAUGGAGGUGAUGGGGCUGAUGCUGCUCUGUGGCUCUCGGGGGUUCGCAGCUUGGAGAACGUGGCCAGAGCGUCGGGGAAGUUGGGCGGCGUGGCCGGUGUGUUGCUGGGGGUGCACAUCUGCGGGGGUGUCAGAUCGGCCAUGGAUGGUUUUUGGAGUCCCAACCUGCCAACUCCCCAUCACUGAAGAUCUGGCUGCAUCCCGCACCAGGGGAUGCUCGAAGCCGAGCUCUGGUGUCCUACUGAGCACUAGCACAAAGCCAAGAGUGUUGCUCAGCAGCACCAACCGCGUCUGCCAGGAAUUAAUCUUCAACAUGAACCAGGGGCAGCAGAAGGCAGUCACCAGCACCACAGACAGCAAAGGAGAAGUCUGCAAGAUCCCAUAAGGCUGGAAUAGACUGUUGGCAUCUGCUCUCCACGGCUAAAGUGGAGGAGAGCGUAGAGGGAAAAGAAAUGAAAGUCAUUGACAGUGAAAAAUGCGUGGCGAAACACAGGAGGUUCUGACACAAGAAGACCCUCCCGGGAGCAAGCCAUGACUUCUGGAGCCAGCAUCUCUGGCCCGGGAUGAACGCUUGCCCAUUGCCGUGCGGCCACUUGGGGUGCAAAACUGGGGUUUGAGAGGGGCUGUUGCCCCCCGGUGUCUUGCUCUGCCUGGAGAUGUCUCUGCAGAGGUCCCUGGACAGGACGCCUCUUCCUCAGUCAGCGCUGGCAAAAACCAUCUGGGGACACGCUCCGUCCCCUGGAACUCUUCCUUGUGUGACUCGCAGCUCACGUGUGACAGCGCUGCUCCAAACUUGGCCAUCUCUAAGGACCGGCUUUCUUUGGGAUGUGGGGUUCACUCUCAGAGGAAUCAUGGCAGCCCUGCUUUCUGUGUUGGGGUCUCCCUUUCAGCUAUGGAGCAGCUUCAGUUCGCAGUGCAAAAGGAUCUUGCAAUGGCUGUGUAGCUAGCAGCAGCGUUUCUGAAGCAUCAGAGGAGAUGUCAGAGCCAUGAGGCUGAGGGACGGGACUCCCAGCACAAGAUUGCCCGUGUUUCAAAAGGGAGGCAGCCGUGCCAGCUGGAGAACCUCUCUCGCAGCUCCAUCCCCAGCAAAGAGCUGUCUCUAGAGCAGUUUGUGCUGCUUACGGGCAAGAUCAGCCUUUGCAUUUGAACCACCUUCUUGCAGAGGUGACAGGAAACAUCCUCUGGUUUAUGUCGUUCCAGCUGCAAAGGCCAGGACAGUGUUCUUGAGGGAGCAAGCGAUGAGCACAUUUCCUGGUCAGCAGCCGCUGGCUCGUGCCAACGGUCAAGAGAGGCAGAAGAAAUCCCUUCAGAACAGCUCCCUCUCAAAAGACACCCUUCUGCUUGAUGAACCGCAGGGAAAGGCGUCCUAAACCAGGCACUUUGACCUUGUUUUCAGCCCAGGUUCCCAGUGCUGGUGCACUCGUGAGCCAGUCGCUGCCCAUCUGCCACCAAGGGGAAUCGCCUCCGAGGCCAACUGUGCCAUGGGGAAAGGAAAGGGUGAGACGUCGGGAGAGUUUCAUUUAGUGCACAACACGGAUAAAGCCAUUCUUUCUGCAAUUAAAACUGAGGGUAUUUAAUUGAGUGAAAUGAGAUUUCAUUCCCCAUGACCUGUCUGAUUGUACUUUGAAUCUGGGCACGGGCUGCAGUGACCUGCCACAACAUUUGAGGUGUCACCAGCUGCAUUGUAGGUGGUAAAGUGGGAAAGGCAGGAGGGAGCCUCAGCAUCUCCCAUCCCGUGGGUGACUUCAUCACAAAGGACCAGGGCGGCGCCCGCUCGCUCCUGGGGCGGCUGUUGCCAGGCAACAGAGACACUAUAUUGUCCCCUGUCACCUGUGCCCCUCGCCCAUUUGGUCACUGGCCGUGGUGGGAUCACUUGCCGUGGUGGGAUCACUGUGGUGGUGGACUCAUUUUGGCAGUUGGAUUGCUUUCGUGGUGGGAUCGCUAUUGGUGGUUGCACCACUUUUGGUGGUAGGAUCGCUACUGGUGGUUGAACCACUUCUGGUGGUUGAACUGCUGUUGGUGGUUUUAUCACUUUCGGAACUUGGAUCUGUUUGGCGACUGGAUCACUUUCAUCACUCGGAUUGCUUUUGGCACUUGGAUCUGUUUGGUGACUGGAUCACUUUCUGUGGCAAGGAGGAGGAGGAGAAAGGCUGCUGGCUGCCCAUCCCUCCAACAUCAUCUCCGGACAGAAGAGCUCCCGUCUUCCCACAUCCAGUUCAGUGUUUUCGGGCAGAGCAGCAGCGAUGGCCACACGUGGACUGCUGGAGAUGCUGAACGCCGCCAUGGGGACACCCCAUUUGGGGGUUGUCGACUUGGUGGCACUGCACAAAUUGCUUGAGGCCAUCAUCGGGCAGCUGGGCCAGCAGGAGCUGUCUGUCCUGGAGCCAGAGCAGAGCCCGACCCCCGGCCUGGCAAAGGAUCAGGACAGCAAGGCCCAGCCUGGCCAGGAGAAGGAGGAGGAUGGAGCCCUGGGCACAGGGCAGCACCUCUGGAAACCAAAGCAGCAGCUGGAUGAGAAGGACAUGCUGGAGGGGACCGGGAGCAACUCCAAGGUCUCCUCCGUGGCCAAGGAGGCCACGCCAAAAACAACGGAAGAGGAGAAGAGAGAUGUCCCCAAGAAAAGGGCUUCGCUCCAGGACCUGUGGGAGGAGAUCAGCAAGUUUAAGGAGGCGCAGUCCAGCCUGGAACAGGACGUGCGGGAGAUGAAGGAGGCCAUGCAGGAGGCGCAUUCUGGCCUGGAACAGGACAUCCAGGAGGUGAAGGAGGCGCAUGUCGGCCUGGCAGAGGACAUGCAUGCCCUGCAGGAGGCGCAUUCUGGCCUGGCGGAGGACAUCCAGGAGAUCCAGGAGACGCUUGGCCUGGAGGGUGGUGGGGGCCAGUCUGCCCCCGCUGAGCCCACCCAGGUGGCCAUGGACAGCCAGGCCAGGAGGAGCUCAGCACUGGAGCCAAAGGGACGUGGGGCACAGCCUGGGAUGGAGACCAGCAAGGGGACUGCAGGGUCUGGCUCCCCGGGGAUGCAAGCAGGGAUACAGGGGCAACCAGCGACCCCUGUGAAGUUGUCAGGCGCUCCCUCCAUUCACAAGAGGUCUAUUGGUGCCAACGCCACCACCCCGGGGAUGCAGCCAGGAUCCCCGGGCACCCAGGCCAGCACCUCCCUGGGGACACAACCAGGGGCCCCUGAUGCCCAGGCCAGCACCGCGGGGAUGCAGGCAGGAUCCCCUGGGACCCACACCACCACCCCUGGGGUGCAGCCUGGGUCCUCCAGCUCCAAAGCCACCAUCCCAGGGGAUGCCCAAGAGCCGGCCAAGCCCUGGGGCUCCACCAGCACCUCAAGCUACGAGUCGGAGAUGCGGGAGGUGCUGUCACAGGUUGGGCAGCUCGGCCAGCUCUGCGCUGGUCUGAAGGAACAGGUGGAGCAGCUUAAAUCUACAAAAGCAGAAAGCACAGAUCUUGAGGACGUGCGCCGGCUCUUCCCAAAGGGAGGCCGGCAGAGCAUCACCAGCAUCCUGGCCGACCUCAGGUGCCAGGUGUCCUUCCUGCAGGACAUGGCCAGGGCCCUCCACGGGGAGAAGGAGAAGAUCAGCAAGGUGGAGGAUGCUCCCAGAAAGACGAGGGGGUCUGGAGCCGGUAGGAAAGCAGACGGCAGUGGCCAGAUGACCCAACAGCCACGGCCCAAGGGACAGAAGGUCAAGGCAGAGCGCAAGGAGCUGGGGAAGCAGCAGGAGCCAACCCAGGCCGAGCUGGAGCAGUUUGCGGCCAAGUACGUGAAUAAGUUGGUGAUGGAGGCAGCACAGCAGCUGCAGGCAGAGCAGGUGGACGAGCCGAGGACGACGGCGCAGAGCGGGGGACACGAACACGCAGGGUGCCACGUCUGCAGCCCGGACACCAGGGUGCUGCUGGGAAAGCUCCUCCAGCGCUGCGAGAAGCUCGAGGAGCAGGUGGAGUCCCUGGUCCAGAAGGCGGGCAGCAAGGUGGAGAGUCAUCCGAAGUGGAGGAGACAGUCCCUGCAGCAGGACGAGCAACUCAAGUGCCUCCAGGCCAGCAUCAUGCAGCUACAAAAGGACUAUGAGAAGUUGAGCUCGGCCCUUGCAAACCUCCAGCAGGAUCGUCAGCAGAAGCAGAAUGACAUCAAGGCUCUGUCCCAGGCCCUGGGGAGGCUGGAGAAGAAGCAAGCAGACAAGGAGGAGAUGCUGGUGCUGGGAAUCGAUGAGAAAGCAGACAAAGCCGCCCUGGCUGACAAAGUCAGUCGCAGCCAGCUUGAGGCGUGCGAGGAGCGGCUGACCAAGAUGAUGGAGGAGGUGACGAGCCAGGUGACGGGCCAGGAGAAGGGCUGGCACCAGUUCCAGCGAGAGCUGCAGAGACAGAUGGACUGCAAGCUGGACCGCCGGGAGCUGGGGGCGUUCCGGCAGCAGCAGGAGGAGCGGUGGAAGAGCCUCAGCGGGCAGCUCCAGGAGAAGGCGCUGCAGGCAGAGCGUGACGAUGCCGCUGGGAUUAGGAAGCAGCUGCUGCCCGGUUUCCAUUGCCUGUCCUGCGACCGGCCCCUCAACAUGCUGGCACCUGGACCGGAGCGGACGGGCGAGUGUAGAUACCCCACUGUUCCGCGGAGCUGCGGAGGCCAACACACCGUCACGCCCCCGCGUUUCCAGCCCCAACCGCCCAGCACCCCACGGCCAUCCAAACCCAGUGCCCGCAGCCCCAACAAGAAGGACGCGAUGCAGCUGUCGGGCCAGGACGGCACUGAUGGGAACCGGCAGGACGAGCAGCUCUCCAUGAUGGGGGGCUCUGAGCUGCCCACAAUGCCAAGGGCCACCCCAGACACCCCGACCUCCAGGAACCGGCCAAGCACCCGCUCCUCGCUGAGAUCAGCCGUGCUGCAGCACCUACCAGUCUCGUCUCCCAGACGCUUCACCCUGGCACCGCAGCUGCUGCCGCCCAUCCCGCCCCCCCGCCGUGAACCAACCCCCUGACAGCCGGGCAGGACGGGGUCCCGGCCCCGGUCCCACCGCCCCGGGCACUGAGCAGGCAGCGGCUGCAAUAAAUGGCGAUGGGAAACCAAGCACCGGUGUGGUCUGAGAGGAGUCCCUGGGGCAGGAUGGCAGAAAGCCCCGCUGUGUUUGCUUUUUCAGGAGAAAAAUAAGUGCUAAAAAGGCGCUUUGGGGGUGCCCAGGUGGAUCCAGUUGGUAUCCAGGCCCCCCCAGAAGGAGCACGAGGAGCAAACCAGUGGGCACCAGGGCAGAGCCAGCAGAGGCCCAUCCUGCCCCCGGGUGGGGCUGAGGUGUCCAUGGGCUUCAGAAACACCCCUGGGACUAACUGGGGGGACGGGGUGAGGGGGGAACCAGGGGGCUGUGCAAGAAGCCGGGCUGGCUGUCGGCAGCCGGAGGAGGGGAGCGCUUUGCGCUUUGCUCUGGGUCAGGGGAUCCAGAACUGGGGGGACGCAGCAGCUUCGUGCCCCGCCCCGGGGUGCCCGCAGCCGCCAUGUCGCAGAUGUAUUGUUAACCCCGUCUCCCCCCCACUUCCCCCUUUUGCCCCUCCCUCUCCCCCCUUCCCACUCAGGACAGGCGAUCCGGAGGGAAAGAAGGACACAGAGAAGAGAGUUGGAAAAACUGGCAAUGUUUUACUAAUGCUAUAUUAAGAGUAGAGAAAAUAAUACAAAACCAAUCCUGAAAGUCUCAGCAACUGCAGAGCCGGCACCUGAAGUCCUGGACUGGACUCUGCAGCCAACCGGAGCUGGAUUCAGUCUCUCAGUAGGCCUCAGUUUGCAGGGACGACUAGCAAGGUCCUCUCCUAAUGUCACCAUAAGCAGAAGGGACGAAAAGGGGCAAAGAGGACAAGAUCCUCAUGAUCUGCCACUUGUAUAUGAAGUAUUCAUGUGAAGGGGAUGUUAUACACGGUUGGUCAGUUUGUUGGUCACCUGUUUCUUGUUGCUCCUCUUGCAAGAUGUGAAUCUGUCCUUAUCAACAAGUAAGCAUUCCAUUGCAAUGUUUAUCAAAACAUGUAUCUGGUUCUCCAGGAAAAGGCAGCUAAUAUGAAGCUUUAGCUGACAGGCAAAUUCAUGCUGUCUGCCUAUCAGAUUGCCGGAGGGGCGGGCGUCGAGGGCUGGGUACUGCGUGCCGCCCGCAGCCAAUGAUGGUGCGGAAGAGGCGGGCGUUGCGGUGUCCCUACUGCGCAUGCCCCAGUUGCGAGCGCUGAUAGGCGGAGAGGGAGAUGAUUGACGUGUCCCGGGGAGCCAACCGGGAUGCGGCAAGGGGCGGGUGCUGCAGUCUCCCUAGUGCGCAUGCCCAAACCGCGAGCGCUGAUAGGUCCGCGGUGUCUCGGGGCCGGGGCCGGAGACCGGGAGCGAACGGGAACGGGGGUCGGGGCGGCUGCGGAGCGCUCGCUGCGGCCGGCGCCCGGGCAUCGGGAGGCGGGCGGCUCAGGGCCGCCCUUCGUGAGGUUCCCCGGAGGCGGCAGGAGGGCGGAGGGGAAGGAGGCGACAGCCGGGGACCUCCCGCCGCGGGCGUCUCGGGGGCGCGGCGGCUGUCGGUGCCCGCGGAGCCCGGCGGGACGGCGGGGGAGCGCGAGGGGAACGGAGCGGCGAAAGAGGCGGCAGUGGAUCCGUCUGGCAGUCGGUGGCCCACGGUUGCUCGGCAACAGCAGAAGCGGAUUGAAGGGACCGGCCGCUGGAGGAUGCCGAAGCCUCCCGGGUCAGCGGUGGGAGCAGCUUUGUGUAAAGCGAGGGGUACGUGAAGCCGGGCGUGCGGUGCCGACCGCCCAGCAGGUAAGGGAAGCUAAAGCUUUACCUCCAGGGACUUCUGCCCAGAAAGCUGAAGCAAUUGCUCUCGCGUGAGCUGUAGAGUUACGCAAAGAGAAGAAGAUUAGUAGCUGCACUGAUUCUAAGCAGGUUUCUUGAAGGGUGCGGGCCCUUGAAGCCGUUUGAAAAGAAUAAAGUGUAUUAACGGCACAAGGGAGGCAGAUUAAACGUGAUGCUCCGGUUGCUGGAAGCUGUGCUGUUGCUAGGAGAGUUGCCGUCACGCGUUGCAACGGGCCUCAGAAGGGAAACGCUGCUCAGGAAACUGGCAAUAAAUUGGCAGGCGCCGCUGUCAAACCAGCCACCGAGAGGACAGAGACCGGUACGGAAGCCGCGUCUCUGAGCCCAGGUGGCCGUGUCCUCCAGCCAACGUCAGGGAACUGUAACAAAGAGGAUAAGCAAUUAAUAGGAGAUUUAUAGCCCGAUCAGAAUUAGGGUCCAAAGGAGCCGUCACCGGCGACGGGAGAGCAGCGGCGCCUCGCGGCGCGAGGAGCUGAAGCGCUCUGUCGAGAUCGGACGAACAGGUAAGAGCGAAUUUAGAAGCUCUGUGCGAACGAGUCAGUGGGAAACGUGCCUAGAAAACCAUCUUGAUGGUGCACGCGGGGUACAGACAAGAGCAGCCGGACGAGGGAAACGUACCAGGACAACGCUGGCAAAGGGAGUUCUCCGAGCUGCCUGGAAAAGGGGGGUGUCGAUACCGGCCGGCACGAACGGCUCCCUUCUCGGGUCGGCCGGAAGCGUUGCCGUGCCGGGGGGCGGCUGCCGGCCUGCGGGCCGGGGCUGCGGCUGUUUGGGGUGCUGCCCCCGCUUUGUUUUCCUCGGGGAGCCCCCCCACGUUCGGGGGCUUGUGGGACGUGCACGUGCGAAUGACACGGUGUUCCCAGCUGCUCUGUUCUCUGCCUUGUUUUUUCAGACGCCUGUCCCUGUUUUCUCUUCCCGCUUUUGAAGAGAAGCUGCCGAGUCAGCGUACGCUGCGGUGAAGUUCUACAAGAUGCGGCCCUCAGGAACCGGUUGACGUGAGGGAAAUGCUUUCUGACCGCCUGCGCGGUGAGGGGACGUUUUUCACCUUUUAGCUCCUUCUGCACGACAAGAGGGAGACGGAAGAGGGGGAGCUGUGACCGCCCCGUGCUCAGCAGACCCCCCAGCCCGGGUGGGGGGAGCAGCGCCGGAGCGGGAGACGCGGCUCCGUCCUCCGUCCCCAGCGUGCCGGGGGGCGGCUGCCGGCCUGUGGGACGUGGCUGCGGCUGUUUGGGGCGCUGCCCCCCCAUGUUUGGGCGCUCUGAGCAGCCCCAUGUGCUGUUAAAGGUUGUGGUGGUGCGGGUCAGGGAUCCCCAGGCUGUGCCGAGACCGCAGGACGGCUGCUGGUGGAACAAAGUCCGGGACAGCUUCUCAGAUGUUUUAGAGACGGAUUCUUGCAGGAUCUAUUUCUGGUUCGUCCUUCACUCCUCCCCAGACCGCAGCGCUGGUCCGAGUUCCCCAGCACACGUGUGUGUGUCCAGCCGGGUACGCUGGGGGAGCGCGUCAGGGCGGGCAGACGCUGAAUGGACGCGCUGUCAGCGACUGCGGAACGAGCUGGGGCUGCUUUGACCAGUGCCCCACAGCUAUCACCGCAGCCGCCCCAUCCCGCCCCACGGCCGCCGCUGCGGGACCCCUGGAGCCCCCGGCCCCACACCCGCCCCGCAGCCCCACAGCGCGCGGUCUCGCGGCCGCGGUGCCGGUGAAGCCACGUGCCGGCCGCGGCCGGAGGAGCCGCCGGUUUUCCCCCCCCACACCCCGAUCGCUGCUGCCGCGGCCGGAGGAGCCGCCGGUUUCCCCCCCCACAUCCCCCGAUCGCUGCUGCCGCGGCCGGAGGAGCCGCUGGUUUCCCCCCCUCACACCCCCCGAUCGCUGCUGCUGCCGCGGCCGGAGGAGCCGCCGGUUUCCCCCCCACACACCCCCCGAUCGCUGCUGCUGUCGCGGCCGGAGGAGCCGCCGGUUUCCCCCCCACACACCCCCCGAUCGCUGCUGCCGCGGCCGGAGGAGCCACCGGUUUUGCCCCAACAUCCCCCGAUCGCUGCUGCUGCCGCGGCCGGAGGAGCCGCCGGUUUCCCCCCCACAUCCCCCGAUCGCUGCUGCUGCCGCGGCCGGAGGAGCCGCCGGUUUCCCCCCCACACACCCCCCGAUCGCUGCUGCUGCCGCGGCCGGAGGAGCCGCCGGUUUUCCGCCCAGCCCCGACUCUCCUCCUUCCUCCUCAAUCGCCGCUGCAUGCCGCCACGAUGUCUUCUCUUCCGCCAUCUUGUUUCCCCCUUCUGCGCUCAUUCGCUAUUUUAUACCGAGGGAGGGAGGAGGCGCUCGCUGAUUGGCUGACAGUGUCAGCCUCGGAAGUCGUCCAUUGGCUCAUCCCCACGAGGGGUUCUCCGAGGGGGUGGGAGAAAGGCGCUGAUUGGUCACCGUGUCGCUGAGGGGAGGAAGGCACUGAUUGGUCACUUUCCGCCGAAGUUCGCCCUCCCAGUAACAGGCGCUGAUUCGCUAGCUCGCCGACGUUAGCCCACAGCAACGAAGCGCUGAUUGGGCAGCGCGGCUGACGGGGCGGCUCGGCCAUUGGCAGGAGGGCGGGCGGGGGGCGGGACCGGGCGGGACAACGAGGUAAUAAAUGGGGCGGCGCAGAACGCGCGCAGGACCAGAAAGGCGGAGGCGGCAGCGCCAGCGCGAGCUCAUCGGCCCCCCCCCCCCCCCCCCCCCCCGCCCCCCCGCGGCGGGAAACCCGAGAACGGCAGGAACGGCGGCCGGAAUCAGUUAACGGGGCGGGUCAGGGCGGUAAUUAUCGUGCGGGUGUUAAUUGGGGCUCGGCGGGUUAAUGAGUGACCGGCGGGCUGGGGUGUAUGUGGGGGUUUUGAUCGGAACUGGGGUUUUAAAGCCGCGGGUUUGUGGGGGGGGGGGGGGGGGGGCGGGGGCGAUUAAGGCUCCCGGAGCCGCUUUAGCGGCUUAAAUCGUUGUGUUGAACGCGGGAGGAGCCGGUUCGGGGCUUUUCUCAGCAAUCGGGGCUGGUUUGGGUCCAAUUCGGCUUUUAAAAGAUGUUUUUACGUAAUUUUUGGGUGCCGAUUUGUGCCAGAAGGCGCCUUUGAAAUCUGUUUAUUGAGGGUUUAUCAGGAGAAUUAAAGUUUAAAGCUCGGGGAGAUUUGGGGCUUUUCCCCGGGAUUUUGAGUCCAAAUCGUUUUUUUUAGAGCCCUUAUUUAUUUAAAUUGUUAUGUUUAAAGGGUUUAUUUGAGGUUUUAUUUGGAACAUUUUGGGCGGGUUUGAGGCUCCUAAGAUUUAAUUGUUGGUUUAUUAUUUGAUUUAUUAUUUCACUGCGGUUCGGGGCUCCUGAAGACGCUGAGUUGUUUCAAUUAUUUAGCGCUGUGAGGAGCCGUUUUGGGGCCGUUGGGGUCUAAAUCGGCUUUUUAAAAGGUUUAUUUAACGCGUUUAAAGUUUGAGGGGCCGAUUUGCGACUUUAAAGCUUUUUGAAUCUACUUAUUGAUAAGAAUUUAUACAAUAGAUUAAUAUUCAAAGCCCGGGGGGAGAUUUGGGGCUGUUUCCCAGGAUUGCGAGUCCAAAUGCGUUUUUUUCUGUUAACCGCUUAUUAAUUUAAAUUAUUAUAUUUAAACGGGGCUUUUUGAGGUUUUAUGAGGGUUUUUUUGAGCAUUUUGGGCGGUUCUGAGGCUCCUAAAGCCGCUUAAUUGUUUAAAUUAUUAAUUGUUAAAAUAAUGUAAGUAGUUGUUGAAAUAAGUGUGUAAGUUAUUGUAUUUAAAGCCGGGAGGGGCAUUUCGUUGCUUUUUGGGGGGUUUUAGGGCUGAAUUCACUUCAUUGAACGUGUCUAGAGCUGGGGGUCCCAGAUCUGGUGCUGAUUUGGCCCCAAAAAAAGCUUUAAAAAUCUAUUUAUUUAUAUAAUUUACUGAAUUAAUAUUUAAGCGGGAACAUGUUCGGCUUUUUUAACCCGCCGCCAUUUUGUCUCCCCCGUCCCGCUCUUCCUCACGCUGAGGGGGCCGAGGAGACGCUCGCUGAUUGGCCGGUGCCGUCUGGCGGGAAAGCCUCCCCCGGCUCAGCCCCGCUCGGCUGUCUCCGAGGGAGAGAAAGGCGCUGAUUGGUCGCUGCCUCUGAGGAGAGAAAGGCGCUGAUUGGUCGCCGCCUCCCUAAACCCACCUCCUGCGCAGAGAACAGCGAAGGCAGCCUGGCCACGCCCCCUCCGGCUGACCGCGCCCCCCGCUCCGGCUGACCGCGCGUGCCCCCCCCCCCCGCAACUCGGCUGACCGCGUGCCCCCCCCCAACUCCGGCUGACUGUGCCCCCCCGCCCCCCCCGGCUGACCGCGUGCCCCCCCCACUGCACUCCUGCUGACUGUGCGCCCCCCCCACCUCCUCCGGCUGGCCACAUCUCCACUGCACACCAUGGCGGGGAGGGGGCAGGGGGGGAUCACAAGGGUCUAUGGGGCGGUGUGGGGGUCAGGGCGGCUGUGGGGUCAAUGGGGUUGUUGUGGGGUGAAACACCCCUGAAGAGGCUGAACCCCCUACAGGUGAGUGACCCACACAGUGCCCCACAGUGCCCCAUAGCACCUCCAUUCUGCCCUACGGAUCCACAACACUGCCCCACAGCACCCUAUAGCUCCUGCUUGCUAUCCCACAGCACCCCAUGGCUUCUCCACUCUGCCCCAUAUGUCUACAGCAGUGCCACAGAGUACCUCAUAUGUCUUCCACUCUGCCCCAUGGGUGCAGAGUGCUGCCCUACAGCACCCUAUAGCUCCUGUACUCUGCCCCACAGAUCCACAGUGCUGUCCCAUAGCACCCUAUAGCUCAUCUGGCCUAUAGACCCACUGUACUGCCCUACAAUGCCCCAUGGCUCCUACACUCUGGCCCAUAGACCCACAACACUGCCUCACAACACCCCAUUGCUCCUGCACUCUGCCCCAUGGAUGCCCAGUACUGCCCCACAGCACCAUAUAGGUCCUGUACUCUGCCCCAUAUAUCCACAGGAGUGCCCUGCAGCACCCCAUGGCUCCUGCACUCUGCCCCAUGGAUGCCCAGUACUGCCCAACAGCACCAUAUAGGUCCUGUACUCUGCCCCAUACAUCCACAGGAGUGCCCCCCAGCACCCUAUGGCUCCUGCAUUCUGACCCAUGGAUGCCCAGUACUGCCCCACAGCACCAUAUAGGUCCUGUACUCUGCCCCAUACAUCCACAGGAGUGCCCCCCAGCACCCCAUGGCUCCUGCACUCUGCCCCAUGGAUGCCCAGUACUGCCCCACAGCACCGUAUAGCUCCUCUACUCUGCCCCAUACAUCCACAGGAGUGCCCCCCAGCACCCCAUAGUGACUCUACUCUUCCCCAUAGACCCACAGUGCUGCCGCACAGGACUCUACUCUGCCCCUUAGACCCAGAGAGCUGCCCCACAGCAGCCUGUAGGUGCUGCGUUCUGCCCCAUUGGUGCAAAGUGCUGCCCCACAGCGCCCCACACCUCUGUCCACCUGACCACCCUUCCCUCCUGACUGCGCCUGCACUGCCCACUAUGGGUGGGUCACAAGGGUCUAUGGGGCGGUGUGGGGGUCAGGGGGGCUGUGGGGUCAAUGGGGUUGUUGUGGGGUGAAACACCCCUGAAGAGGCUGAACCCCCUACAGGUGAGUGACCCACACAGUGCCCCACAGUGCCCCAUAGCACCUCCAUUCUGCCCUACGGAUCCACAACACUGCCCCACAGCACCCUAUAGCUCCUGCUUGCUAUCCCACAGCACCCCAUGGCUUCUCCACUCUGCCCCAUAUGUCUACAGCAGUGCCACAGAGUACCUCAUAUGUCUUCCACUCUGCCCCAUGGGUGCAGAGUGCUGCCCUACAGCACCCUAUAGCUCCUGUACUCUGCCCCACAGAUCCACAGUGCUGUCCCAUAGCACCCUAUAGCUCAUCUGGCCUAUAGACCCACUGUACUGUCCUACAAUGCCCCAUGGCUCCUACACUCUGGCCCAUAGACCCACAACACUGCCUCACAACACCCCAUUGCUCCUGCACUCUGCCCCAUGGAUGCCCAGUACUGCCCCACAGCACCAUAUAGGUCCUGUACUCUGCCCCAUAUAUCCACAGGAGUGCCCUGCAGCACCCCAUGGCUCCUGCACUCUGCCCCAUGGAUGCCCAGUACUGCCCAACAGCACCAUAUAGGUCCUGUACUCUGCCCCAUACAUCCACAGGAGUGCCCCCCAGCACCCUAUGGCUCCUGCAUUCUGACCCAUGGAUGCCCAGUACUGCCCCACAGCACCAUAUAGGUCCUGUACUCUGCCCCAUACAUCCACAGGAGUGCCCCCCAGCACCCCAUGGCUCCUGCACUCUGCCCCAUGGAUGCCCAGUACUGCCCCACAGCACCGUAUAGCUCCUCUACUCUGCCCCAUACAUCCACAGGAGUGCCCCCCAGCACCCCAUAGUGACUCUACUCUUCCCCAUAGACCCACAGUGCUGCCGCACAGGACUCUACUCUGCCCCUUAGACCCAGAGAGCUGCCCCACAGCAGCCUGUAGGUGCUGCGUUCUGCCCCAUUGGUGCAAAGUGCUGCCCCACAGCGCCCCACACCUCUGUCCACCUGACCACCCUUCCCUCCUGACUGCGCCUGCACUGCCCACUAUGGGUGGGUCACAAGGGUCUAUGGGGUGGUGUGGGGGUCAGGGCGGCUGUGGGGUCAAUGGGGUUGUUGUGGGGUGAAACACCCCUGAAGAGGCUGAACCCCCUACAGGUGAGUGACCCACACAGAGACCCACAGCAGCCCAUAGCCCCUCUGCCCUAUAGAGUCACUGCACCCCAUAGCUGCUUUUACUCUGCCACAUAAAUGGACAGCAGUGCUCCACAGCACCCUAAGUCUCCACUGUGCCCCAUAGACACACAGUGCUGUCCCACAGCACCCCAUAUCUUGUUCACUCUGCCCUAUAGACCCACAGUGUAACCCUACAGCACCCCAUAGUUCCUCUGCCCUAUAGAUCAACAGCACUGUCCCAGAAAACACCAUAGCUUCUUCCCACUAGCCCAUAGGCCAGCAAUUCUGCCCUACAGCGCACUAGCUCCUGCACCCUGCCCCAUAGACCCACAGCAGUGCCCCACAGAUCCAGUCUGCCCUAUACAGCCACAGCACUGCUCUGCAGCACCAUAUACUUCCAGCACUCUGGCCCACUGAUAUGUAGCACCCCACAGCUGCUGCAUUCUGCCCAUAGAUCGACGUUCCUGGGUCCCCUCACCCCACCAGCUGUCCUGGGUUGCGAUGCUGCACGGGGCCCUGUGCACAACAAAAUGAGGACAGCAUGGCUGCUGGGCGGCACCCUGCUUGGAAUCCAAGAUGGCUGGGGGGGCAGGGCUGGCAGCCAUGCUGGCACUGCCGGAGGGGCUGUUGGUCUGCACCGUGCUCAGGCGGCAGCUCCCGGCUGUAUCGGCUGCUCCUGUAGCCCUGCACCCUGCCCAUGGGAACAAGGUGGCUGCCCUGAUGGGCGUGGCCAUCUCGGCUGCUGUGUCCCUGCUGGUGGGCGGGGCCAUGGCUGUCAUGGCUGCCAAGCCUGUGCUGGAAGGGUGGGGCUGAGGUGGGUGGUGCCUGCCUAGGGUGGCCAUUUUGGGGUGGGGCCCAAGGUGGGUGGUGGGGCCUGUGACUCUGUUUGCCCCUGACGGCCAUCUUGGAAAAGGGCAGCACUGUGCCGCUGCCAUCCUGACGUUGCUCCCCCAGGGCCAUGUUGGGGGAUUUUUAACCUGGUUUUGGGGCCAAUUCUCACCCAAUAAAAUUAAAUAAUGUAAAAAAA
Molecule: messenger RNA, 15736 nt
Organism: Columba livia (rock pigeon)
Lineage: Eukaryota; Metazoa; Chordata; Aves; Columbiformes; Columbidae
Exons: 21
Coding region: 3430-6153 (907 amino acids)
Source: RefSeq, a predicted model, not a curated record